UAGACUUCUUAAACGACAGAGGAGAAGAAAGCAGAGUGAAGAUGAAGUUCGGUGUAGCCCUCGCAACGCUCGGCCUCGUGGCCCAGGGAUCGGCCUUCGUGCCCUCCUUCAACGCGCGCCAGUCGUUCGUGGGGCAGACGGUAGCACAUGCGGCGGCGCCCGCGAGCACCCGCCACACCAGGCAGGUUCUCAAGGCGGUGGCGGCGGCCCCUGCCGUGGAGACGGAAGUCUUGACCAGGGCGGCUAACGAGGCGCGCGGCCUCGCGAUGGACUCCAUCGCCGCCGCUAACUCGGGCCACCUGGGCCUCCCGCUGGGCUGCGCCGAGAUGGGCGCCAUCCUCUUCGGCACGGAGAGCGGCCUCAGCUACAACCCCAGCGACCCCCAGUGGAUCAACCGCGACCGCUUCAUCCUGUCGGCCGGGCACGGCUCCAUGUUCAUUUACUCGUGGCUGCACCUCGCGGGCUACGACAUCCCCCUCGAGGAGGUGAAGAACUUCCGCCAGCACCACUCCAUGACGCCCGGCCACCCUGAGUUCCCCAGCUCGCAGCACGCCACCCCCGGGAUCGAGUCCACCACCGGCCCCCUCGGACAGGGUAUCGCGAACGCGGCAGGCAUGGCCGCCGCCGCCAAGAUGGCCGCCGCUCAGUUCAACACGGACAAGCACACCAUCUUCAGCAACCACAUCAUCGCUCUGUGCGGUGACGGAUGCAUGCAGGAGGGUGUGGGAGCCGAGGCCGCUGCCUUCUCCGCGCAUGAGCAGCUGGACAACCUCAUCAUCAUGUACGACUCGAACGACGUGACGCUCGACAAGAUGGCCGAGUUCACCAUGUCCGAGGACACCGCCACGCGCUACAAGUCGUACGGCUGGGACGUGGUGACCGUGGACGGACACGACCUCGAGGCGGUGUCCAAGGCGCUCGACGUCGCCAAGUCCACCAAGAACGGCAAGCCCAAGCUGAUCGAGUGCAAGACCGUGAUCGGCAAGGGCAUCGACGCCGUCGCGGGCACGAACGCGGCGCACGGCGAGGCCGGCGUGGCGUACACGGACGAGUCCCGCAAGUCGAUCGGCCUCCCGGAGGAGAAGUGGUUCGUGUCCGACGACACACGCUCCUUCUUCAAGGACCACGCCGCGUCCCUCUCUAAGACCUACGACGAGUGGCAGGGAACCUACAAGGAGUGGAAGGAGGAGAACCCUGACAAGGCCAAGAUGCUGCAGGACGGUAUCGACGGCGCGAUCCCCUCCGUCGACGAGCUGAUGGCGGCCAUCCCCGAGUUCGACCAGGACACGGACAUCGCCACCCGUAUCGCGGGGCAGAUGGUUCUCCAGCCCAUCGCCAAGUCGUGCCCCAUGUACGUGUCGGGGUCAGCUGACCUCCACGGGUCCAACAAGAACUACAUCGACAACGGCGGUGACUUCGGUGUCAACCUCGGCAAGAGCUACACCGGCCGUAACUUCUACUACGGCAUCCGCGAGCACGCCAUGGGGUCGAUCCUCAACGGUAUCUCGUACUUCGGCCUCCACCGCUGCUCCGGCUCCACCUUCCUGGUGUUCGCCGACUACAUGCGCGCCCCCAUGCGUGUGGCCGCUCUCUCUGAGCUGCCCGUGAACUACAUCCUCACCCACGACUCCAUCGGUGUCGGAGAGGACGGACCCACCCACCAGCCGGUCGAGACCGUGUCCGGCCUCCGCGUGUUCCCCAACAUGGACGUGAUGCGCCCGGCCGACCCCGAGGAGACCGCGGCCGCCUACGCCGCCGCCCUCGACCGCAAGGACGGCCCCACCGCCCUCAUCCUCACCCGUCAGAACGUCCGCACUCUUAAGGAGAUCCCGGUGGCGACCCGCCGGCAGGGAACUCUGAAGGGGGGCUACGUGGCCAAGAAGGAGGAGGGUGACCUCGAGCUCAUCAUCCUUGCGGCCGGAUCCGAGGUGCAGCACGCCGUAGCCGCCGCCGACACGCUUGGCAAGGGUGUACGCGUCGUGUCCGUGCCUUCCAUGUUCCGCUUCGACCAGCAGUCCGCGGAGUACAAGGAGGAGGUGCUGCCAGCGUCGUGCACCAAGAGGGUGGCCAUGGAGGCGGGUGUGUCCGGGCUGUGGUACAAGUACGUGGGCCUUGACGGCAAGGUCGUGGGUGUCGACAAGUUCGGCAUGUCCGCCCCGGGAGACAUCGUGAUGAAGGAGUACGGCAUGACCGCCGACAACUUGGUCGAGGAGUGCAAGAGCUACAUGUAGAUGUAGACGAGGCAGGCAGGCUCUCACAGGCUGAAUUUAUCUAGCUCUUUCCAACUGUCAUGUUGUCCUUCCUCCCCGAAGGGCUGGGGUUGUUUAGUAGACAGAAGCAUGUUUUAUCUGUCGUGUUUUCUUUUAUUUGGACCUUGAGCGUUCGUGGUGAGCUGUCGCUGCAAAGGACGUCGCAGGAGAAAGCGACGAUCCAAGAAAGGGGAAAAACAGCUUUUGAUCUGACGUAUGAUAUAUCACGUGUUUUUCUGAUGAGGGGGGGCCGCGGAGAGAGAAACUAUCGACUUGACCACGGACGAUGUAUGUUUUUUGGCCGGGGCAAUCGCUGUUUUUGAGUACUUCUACGCUGCUUCCAAACCCCUUCAUCUCAGUGUGCCACUUGCUGACGUAGUAUGAGGUCGUCAGGGAGCAAGGAUUUGGGAUAUUUGACCUGGUUUAUGUGUUCGCGCGAGGAAAGCAUCACUCGUGGGCGCGGGCAAAGGGGCCGGAAUGUAUGGUAAAACAACCCGUUCCGGUGGUGUUAGAAGUGACAAGUGACGGCUGCUGAUUGACGGUUUUACACGAACCACAAUAACUGUCGCUUGCGUUUCGUUUUAGAAACGAAUCUCAGGGGGUCAAAUGUUAGAGGCACUCUUUAGACUAAAAAACGUAAAGAAGAGGUUUUCAUUGAAAGGACGUGGAAACAUCAAGACACAAACAAAAUUUUGG
Molecule: messenger RNA, 2945 nt
Organism: Ectocarpus siliculosus
Lineage: Eukaryota; Phaeophyceae; Ectocarpales; Ectocarpaceae
Source: the annotation of a GenBank genome assembly